Molecule: messenger RNA, 1215 nt
Organism: Didymosphaeria variabile
Lineage: Eukaryota; Fungi; Ascomycota; Dothideomycetes; Pleosporales; Didymosphaeriaceae
Exons: 2
Coding region: 1-1215 (404 amino acids)
Source: RefSeq, a predicted model, not a curated record
AUGCGUUUCAGUACCGUAGCAUUCGCGGUCUGCGCAGCCACCGUCAGCAGUGCGCCUACGCCUGAAAGUAACCUCGCGCAAAUCCUGGACCUGUUGCCACGACAAGAAAACGUAACAUGUCCUACGACGCCAAAUCCCAUGCCCAAAGCGGCCGACUUGCCCGCUGUGAAGACGAUGCCUGAUCCCUUCCUCUACCUCGACGGCAAGACGAAGGUCAAAAGCAAGGAUGAGUGGUACCAAUGCAGACAACCAGAGAUCAUGAAGCUCCUCCAAGAGUACCAGUACGGUUACUACCCCGAUCAUUCGCAAGAGACCGUCACGGCGACCCGCAGCGGAACGAAGCUAGAUGUUACGAUCGCUGCAGGAGGGAAGUCGGCGACUAUCUCGGCGACGUUGAAUCUGCCAAGUGGGAGCGGGCCGUUCCCAGUCGUGAUUGCCAUCGGUGGCAUUGAUAACAAUAGCUACCUCAAAGCAGGUAUUGCGGUGGUCACUUUUGACUACGGCAAGGUCGCCGCAGACAGCAACAGCAAGACUGGCAGCUUCUGGACGCUGUACAACGGGAAAGAUAUCGGUGUCCUAACAGCAUGGGCGUGGGGAUUCCACCGCGUCCUCGAUGGCAUCGAACUCAAAGUCCCAGAGAUCGACGCGAAGAAGUCUGGCGUUACGGGAUGCUCACGUCUGGGCAAAGCUGCGCUUGCUGCCGGCUUGUUCGAUAAGCGCAUAGCUGUCACGAUGCCAAUGUGCUCUGGCGUGCAGGGUGCCGGACCGUAUAGAUACAGCUUGAGCGGCCAGGGCGAGAACUUGGAGAACUCCAAAUCUGGCGCAGGCUGGUGGACAUCCUCCGGCAUAUCUCAAUUCGUCAACCACGCCACCCAGCUCCCCUACGACGCGCACACUAUCGUUGCGGCCAUCGCCCCUCGUGCCGUUAUCCUCGAGCAAGGCGCGUCAGACCAGUUCACAGACUCCAAGGGUACCGCCACCGUCACGUUCCCUGCCGCGAAAGCAGUUUACAGCUGGUUAGGCGUUGGAGACCAGCUGGGCAUGAGUAUUCCAAAGGGAGGUCAUUGCGAUAUGGGCGGGUACGCGGAUGUGCUACCUUUCGUACAAAAGGUGCUCCAGGGAAAGACAACGAGCAGGAACUAUGAUGACCUAGGCAGCUGGAAGGCUAUGCCGGAGGCUUACCCUUGGGCGACGAGCUUGCCGGCAGGUAGGUAG